Molecule: messenger RNA, 834 nt
Organism: Penicillium cataractarum
Lineage: Eukaryota; Fungi; Ascomycota; Eurotiomycetes; Eurotiales; Aspergillaceae
Product: phytanoyl-CoA dioxygenase family protein
Exons: 3
Coding region: 1-834 (277 amino acids)
Source: RefSeq, a predicted model, not a curated record
AUGGACAACUUCCACUAUCCUCUGAGUGCAGAGCAGCUGCAAAGCUUCCAGGAGAAUGGAUAUCUGGUGGUGCGCGGUUUCUUCAACCCGCAAGAGUCCAAGGUACUUCAGCAAUGGUCACAAGAGGUGCAUGAUCUGCCCCAGACCCCGGGAGUGCCAUGGAUGCCGUAUGAGGAGGUGAAUGGCCAGGGUGAACGGGUCUUGUGUCGCACGGAGAACUUCGCCAACUCCCACGCGGGCUUCGACAGCUUCCUACGAGGACAGAGGGCCACCAGUGUUUUGCAUCAACUGGCCGGAGAGGAGAUGCUGUUGUUCAAGGAGAAGAUCAACUACAAGCUUGCCGGCAGCGGUGGUUUCGACCCUCACAUUGAUGCAAAUGCCUACACUCAUGUCAAGAACAUCAAGCAUCUGACCAUUCUGGCAGCUGUGGAUGACAUGAACGCCACCAACGGUGGUCUGGAAGUUGUCAACGGGAGUCACCGUAUGGAGGUGCCUCUAGGUACCGAUCGCUGCAUCGAGCCCUCCUGGGUCGAAGGUCACACCUGGACUGCAUGCGACCUACAGCCAGGUGAUAUCCUUGUCUUUGGAUCAUACCUAGCCCACCGCAGCGGAGCCAACACCAGCUCCAAGGAUCGCCGUGCCAUCUACGCAACAUACAACUGCGCCGCAGAGGGCGAUUUGCACGACGAGUACUAUACUGAUCGCCAAAAGCUGUGGCCUGCAACUCACAUGCGGAAGGAAGGCGAGUCGUAUGAGGAAGGACGAAAUCGCUAUGCUUUCGGCACUCCCAUGCUCACUGUGGGUGGAAAUUCAACCCCCUCUGUUACAGUUUAG